AUGGACGAGGUAAGUAACCCAUUGAACAGGAAAAGGCCCCACGCAGUGGCAAUAGCACUGCCAAUUCAAGGCCACAUUAAUCCAAUGAUGCAACUGGCCACCAAGAUGGCUUCCAGGGGGUGUAUCGUCACUCUUGUGAACCUGCAAAGCAACCACAGGAGAUUGGUAGAAGCUUCAGAUCCAGUGAAGAAUAUCCGCUUCGAGUCUGUUCCAGAUAGAGUGCCAGUCGAAGUCGCGAGCAUGGCAAUUUUCGGGUCCACAGAGAACAGGAAAACUUUCCGGAAAGCUUACGAGGCCAUGGAAGAGGAUACGCAGUCGGGCUACCAAGACUCUUGUUCUCCACAACCUGUGCUUCGUCUCUCCUGGUGGAUCACUGGAUUCCUCGGCUCUUGGAAACCGGAGAAAUACCCAUUGAAACAGCCAAUCUACCUGGAAUGCCUCGGCCACUUCGAAAAGCCGACUUGCCAUUCUACUUCACCAGCAGGCUGUCCACGCCGGACUCGUUCUCACGCAGACUUUCUCGAGCCUGGAGCUUUCAAGGCCCUCCAGUCGGAGGUGAACUCUAACACGAUCGGCGUGGGGCCGCUGCUUGACACGGCCGGGAAGUCCACCACAAACGCAGCUUGGGUGGCGGACGCAAAGUGUCUCGACUGGCUCAACGGCAGGGAAGAGAAGUCCGUCCUCUACGUCUCGUUUGGAAGCCUGGCGACGCUGCCGUGCGAACAGGUGUUGGAGAUGGCCGAGGGGAUCAAGCAGUGCGGCUACUCGGUCUUGUGGGUUCUCCGGCCAAAUCUCCUCGGCUCCACCGGGGAGGACUCCCAGGAAUCGCUCAAGACGGUGCUGGAAGAGAUCGAGGCGUCCGGGAAGGCGUGCCUGGUGGAUUGGGCUCCUCAGCUCCAAGUCUUGGCUCACGCUGCGGUGGGGGGUUUCUUGAGUCACUGUGGAUGGAACUCGGUGCUCGAGGCGGUGUGGUUUGGGAUUCCAGUGCUGGCGUGGCCCCAGAUUGUGGAGCAGAGCUUGGUUGCCAGGAUUGCUUGCGGGGAGUGGAAAGUUGGGAUGAGAAUGCCGGUGCUGGAGGGUGGUGGUGGUGUCAUUGACAGGACAAGGAUCUCGCAGUGUAUCGAUGGGUUUAUGAUGGAGGGAGAACUUGGAAGGAACUGCCGGGCUCUACAGAUGGUAGUAAAGGCAUCGGGUGGCCUGCCUUGUUUAAAUUCGUUCUUUUAUUUUGUUUAAUUUGUCUCAAACUUAUUCCUUUUUCAUAGAAAAGAAAAUUCGAAAAAAAA
This is a messenger RNA of Selaginella moellendorffii, 1283 nucleotides long. Its product is annotated as UDP-glycosyltransferase 85A4-like. NCBI's taxonomy places the organism in Eukaryota, Viridiplantae, Streptophyta, Lycopodiopsida, Selaginellales, Selaginellaceae. Bases 1 to 1233 code for a protein of 410 amino acids. Gene Ontology annotation, molecular function: UDP-glycosyltransferase activity. The record is from RefSeq and is a predicted model, not a curated record. The transcript has 4 exons.